Sinocyclocheilus anshuiensis is the source of this 988-nucleotide messenger RNA. Its product is annotated as O(6)-methylguanine-induced apoptosis 2-like. The transcript has 8 exons. Bases 26 to 988 code for a protein of 320 amino acids. Gene Ontology annotation, biological process: epigenetic programing of male pronucleus. The record is from RefSeq and is a predicted model, not a curated record. Gene Ontology annotation, molecular function: histone binding; chromatin binding. Gene Ontology annotation, cellular component: female pronucleus; germinal vesicle; male pronucleus. Lineage: Eukaryota; Metazoa; Chordata; Actinopteri; Cypriniformes; Cyprinidae.
ACACGACAUUCAAGGGAAGGAAAGCAUGGGCAAACUAUACAAGGGACUGAAUGAAUUUCAGGGAUGUGCUUCAUCCAUUCCAACCAAGUACCAGACAAUCAUCAUCAGCAAUGAAGAGAAGAAAGGCUUUUCCUCGCAGUCAAAGAGGUUUCAAAAUCACCUGAAUGAGAAUCCAGGGCCUGGUUCAUAUAUCUCAGGUGCACCUGCUGAGGGAUGCAGUCCUUCAUUCUCUAAGAGAGGAACAGGCAGCUUUGCUUCAAAAGCCGGUCGUGUGCCACGUAGCUUCCAGAGAUUAAGCCCAGGACCUGAUGCUUAUAACCUCCAGACGUCUCUACUUCACAAGCACGAUUUUAACAGAGGAGAAUCCAGAAUGUUUCGUCUGCCGGUUGCAGUAAAGAGGGAAGAACCAAAAAAUGAAAAUCCUGCUCCAAAUCAAUAUGAUGUGUCUUAUAGUGCUGUGGACAAAAAUUCAACAGUUUCAGCUCAAAGUGCAUUUUGCUCUAAAACCAGACGGAGUGCCAGUGUCUCAGACAACUUUAAAGGACCCUCUCCCUGCCACUAUAAUGUGAGUGACAUUUUGCUCCAGAAGACGCCUCAAGUUCCCAUGUCCUGUUUCAAAUCCACCACUGCCCGGAUCCAGCCACCAGUGAGAAACAACAUCCCUGGUCCUGGGACCUAUAACCCCUAUCAACCACCAGAACCUGUGAAGAGAACCGUUCUGCCAAGGAGACACUACUUGGGAUUAUCAGCGCCACCUCUGAUCCCCAUCAAAGACCCACCCUUCCCUGGCCCGGGACAUUAUGACAUAGUGAACUACAAUCGUCCGGCCAAACACCUUGUAUCUAGUGCCGCCUUCCUGUCCGGGACAAGCAGGUGGAUACAAGACGUCAAAGGACAGGACAUUCCUGGUCCCGGUUUCUAUGAACCCACAGUCCUUUCAAAGAUAUCAUUCUUGUGUAAUCCUGCAAAAAUGUGGAUACCGGCUUAA